Messenger RNA from Doryrhamphus excisus (bluestripe pipefish), 5457 nucleotides. Lineage: Eukaryota; Metazoa; Chordata; Actinopteri; Syngnathiformes; Syngnathidae. The record is from RefSeq and is a predicted model, not a curated record.
UUUAUUUCCCUGUUGCUGUCACAAGGCGACACCCCUCUGCACGCGCACGCAGUGGAAUGUUCCGCCAGGCUCUGGGCUCUGUUGUUGUGCAGAGCUGCAGAAGGCCUGAGAGAGGCAGCCACACACACUCGGACAGCCGAGCACGGCUACGCAGACACACACAAACACACACUUGGACCUGGACGGACCUUUUUGUCUCCUUUCCAUCGCCUCAGGUGGCCCGGCCUUGGAGGACGGGGAAGGGAGGGCAGGAGGACUGGAGUGACCGAGGCAAGGUGAAGGAGGCGAAGGAAGGAAGGAAAGGAAGGGAGGAAGGUGGCAAAGGGCGCCUCUGACAUUAAAAGUCUCGCCAUCAGCUGGUUUUUGUCCUCCAUCCUACUUGGAGAAAGAGGACAGAGCCACGCAGGAGAAGGAGGAGGAAGAAGAGGAGGAGGAGGAGGAGGGGGGAGACAGUAACCCUCUCCUCUCCUUUCACUCAGACACAUCAGCAACAUCCAAACACCGGGAGAGGAUAAAAAAGGCGCCUCCUCUGUUCGAUUUCGGUCCCUCGGCCAGCGAGCGGCUCACAGGUUCCGCUCAUGUCAGUGAACUCGGAGAAAUCCUCGUCCCCGGAAAGGCCUGAGACGCAGCAGAAAGCCUCGGUGAGUGUCCCUCCUCCCCCGCCGCCCCCUCCGCCUCCCCCUGAGCCGGCGGGGCCCCCGGAGCCAGAGGAGGAGAUCCUGGGCUCCGAUGAUGAGGAGCAGGAGGACCCAGCAGAUUACUGCAAAGGAGGCUACCAUCCGGUCAAGAUCGGGGAUUUGUUCAACGGGAGGUACCAUGUGAUCAGGAAGUUGGGGUGGGGUCAUUUCUCCACCGUAUGGCUGUGCUGGGACAUACAAGUGAAGAACUUUGUGGCCAUGAAGGUUGUGAAGAGCGCCCAGCAUUACACAGAGACGGCCUUGGAUGAGAUCAAACUGUUGCGAUGUGUCAGAGAGAGCGACCCCGUAGACCCCAACAAGGAAAUGGUGGUCCAGCUUAUAGAUGAUUUCAAGAUCUCUGGACUCAACGGCAUUCAUGUGUGCAUGGUGUUUGAGGUGCUGGGGCACCACCUGCUCAAGUGGAUCAUUAAGUCCAACUACCAGGGCCUGCCGCUGCCGUGUGUCAAGAGCAUCAUCAGACAGGUCCUGCAGGGCCUGGAUUACCUGCACACCAAAUGUAAAAUCAUCCACACGGACAUCAAGCCAGAGAACAUCCUGAUGUGCGUGGACGACACCUUCGUGAGACGCAUGGCCAUGGAGGCCGCCGAGUGGCAGAAAGCAGGAGCUCCUCCCCCUUCCGGCUCGGCAGUUAGCACAGCCCCCCAACUCAAACCGGUGAGUACGACUGAUGCGGGAAAGUUGUCCAAGAACAAGAAAAAGAAACUGAAGAAGAAACAGAAGCGUCAGGCUGAGUUGCUGGAGAAGAGGAUGCUGGAGAUAGAAGCUCUGGAGAGGGAAGCCGAGAAGGAGAAAGAAGAGGAGGAGGAGGAGGAGCGAGCUGAAGAAGAAGAAGAAGAAGAAGAAGAAGCGGAAGAGGAGCGAGAAGAAGAAGAAGAAGCCACAGAAGACGAUGUCCAACUGCAGGAGGAGCAGCAGCAUGAAGGGGGGCCUUCAACGCCACCUUCAACAACAACACCACCGCCGGGCCCCCGCAUGGCCCCCGGGGAGAGCGAUGAGGAGAACGAGGAGGAUGAGGACGGGGAAGACGAGGAGGAGGAAGUUGGAGAGCGGCCCAUCCGGUUGACCAAUCAUACAUGCGCGGCGUCCACCGAGGAGCCCAGCCAGGUACCCGUCGUCGCUGAAGAUGACUGUGAUGAAGACGCAGAGGAUGAGGAGCCCACGCCCGUGGCUGAAAAGGACGCCCCCAUCCCUCCGGUUUCAGUGGAAGGUAAUGGAGAUUCAACACAAGCAGAGGAGGUGGAGGAAGAGGAGGCGGAGGAAGAGCCCGAGGAGGAGGAGAAUCAAGAGCGAGUAAACGCGGAGCAGGGAGAGACUGAGCUUGAGGAGAAGGUGCCAGAAGAAGAGGUGGAGGAAGAAGAGUCCAAGGAGGAUGAUGAGGACGACGACACCACCGCCGACCUCCUCACAGACACCAGUUCCCCCAUCAAGUCCCUCCCCAAUAAAAGCAGCCUGGCCAAAACCAACGGCCACAUUCUACUUGGCUCCGAGGUCCUCAUAUCCAACCCCUCCGUGCCCCCGCCCCCUUCGCCCACCCCAGAACCCCUCCUCUGCCCCCUGGUGGAGUCCGAGCUCAGCUACACCGACCGGGACCUUUCACUCAGCUCCGGCUACGAGAUGUACAACGGCGAAGCGGUCGAGGCGAGCGAGGCGGGCCUGACCAACGGUUCUAGCGAGCGCCAUCGCGCCGCAGCCGUGCCCCUUUUUCCGGAUUUGCCGCUGGACCCAGAGCCAGGGAACCCUGUGUGCGUGGAAACGGCCGACAUCGGAGCGGGGCAGUCGCCGGACAGCCCCGUGGCCGACCGCAGCCGCACCGUGUCAUCCUCCAGCACGGGAGAAACGCCCAAAGUUCGGGCCAGAGCUGCAGAUCUGCUCAUUAACCCACUCGACCCCCGCAACGCCGAAUCCAUUCGAGUGAAAAUAGCUGACCUUGGAAAUGCCUGCUGGGUGCACAAGCACUUUACAGAAGACAUCCAGACCAGACAGUACCGCUCCAUCGAGGUGCUGAUAGGAGCAGGCUACAGCACUCCUGCAGACAUCUGGAGCACCGCCUGCAUGGCCUUUGAGCUGGCAACGGGAGACUACCUGUUUGAACCCCACUCAGGAGAGGACUACUCCAGGGAUGAGGACCACAUAGCCCACAUUAUAGAGCUGCUGGGUUGUAUUCCAAGGCACUUUGCGCUGUCUGGAAAAUAUUCCCGGGAGUUCUUCAACAGAAGAGGUGAGCUGCGACACAUCACCAAGCUGAAGCCAUGGUCGUUGUUCGAUGUGCUGGUGGAGAAGUACGGCUGGGCGCACGAAGACGCCGGCCACUUCACCCACUUCCUGCUGCCCAUGCUGGAGAUGGUGCCUGAGAAAAGGGCGUCAGCGGGCGAAUGCCUCAACCACCCGUGGCUCAACUCAUAGUCCACCGGCCUCCCCCCUCCCACCCGCCGCUCCGGAAACCCUUUUUUUUUUCUUAGCUGCCCCUUAACAGCCUCACCCUCCCCCCCUGGUGGCAGCCUGUGGUACUACAGCCCUUCCGUGUUGUCCUGAAUGUAAAGACGAGCUUGUGGAUUAAGACUUUGUGUCUUCCGGAACAUCCCAAAGCGGAUGGAUGCUGCUCAUGUCAAGAGAGAGAAACUCCAUGCUAGCUCACCCCCACUUCAAGAAGACUCUACCUGGAUUACUGCCGAGCUUCACCUGCCAUGACCUUCAACCUACAGCCAUGUUUCCUCCAAGAAUGGCCUCCACAAAGCAAGAAGGGACUUCUUUUGAAAAAUGCAUGGGCGUGCACUGGUAAAUGAUGCGUUCCUGUUAUGGACCGCCAGGAAUAUUUAACUCUGGUGUUAAAUGGUACUCGUCCCCUCCUCCCUUUUGUUCCCCCCCUUUUUGUACAUAAGACUCAGAUUUGGCAACGCACACGAGCAUCAUUCCACGAGUCAAAUUUAUGAAGAGCAGCAAAGCCACCUCCUCCGGAUGACUAUGCCGCCACCUGGUGGCCGAAUGACAAUACUGCAACACCACUACCGCCGCUGCUGCCAACACUUAUUCUACUAUUGCUCCACUCACAUUAUCACAACUAGUCCGGUUGCCUAUUUUUUGCAAUAAAUAAAAAAAAAAAACAAGUAUAAGUAAAUGGUGAGAUAUUUUUAAAAAAAAUAUUUAAUUCAUUUAAAAAAGAAAAGGAAAAAAAAUGGUUGUCGUGACAGAAUCUUCUGAGGUGAUUGUGUUUGUCUAUUAGAGUAUUUCUAUUAUUAUUCCUGUUAGUUAAUAUUAUCAUUAGAAUUUUUUAAACCUCCUUAGCCGAACAGAGCUGCUCCAAGAAAAAAAAAUCGCAUAUGUGAUGUUUUUUUUUCCUGGCACCAAAAUCCUUAUUUCACUCUCAGCCAUGCUGACUGUUCUUCCCGAUGACAAAAGUGCGUCUGUUGUCUGUGUUUUUCAUCAACUGAUUUCAAUAAAAUGCUAAACAAACAGACGGCAUGGUGCAUUUGCUCUAACAUGUUGGUGCAGUCAAGCUCUGGAAAACAAAUUAGCAUGGAUUCCCUUUAUUAUGGAUGGAUAUGUUUCAUCGCGUGUGUUCCCACCAAUUUAUGAGGUAACAGAGCAGAUAUUUUUUGUGGAAAAAUAAACAUAAAAAUACAUUAAUGACCUAAAAAUACAAAAAAAAUCUACUCACAGCAUUCCUCAAAUAGUGGCCUCCGCUCCAAUAGAUGCCAUACCCCAUCAUAAAACAUGCCUCCAUGCACCUGCUGUGUACUGUAAACACUAGUUUAAUAUAAACACAUUUCAGGAAAAAUAAAGAUAUACAGUAUAUUGGAAAAUGUAUCUGCACAAUUUAAAGCUUCCCCUCUAAUAAAUGUCCAAAAGGCCCCGUUACGCAAACAUGAUUUUUUAUUCAUUUUAAAUUGUAUAUAAUAUGUUCCAAAAUGUUUUAAAAAGGCUUCUCUACACAUCUUAAAAUCAACUAUAGACGUACUGUAGGAGCCAAGUUUGAGGAUUUUGUUUUAGUCUAUCAUGAUGUUAAAAUGUGAGUGUAGUGUUAGCACUUUAGCGUCACAUAGCUAGGCUAGUGUUGCUAGCGAUUGUGUCCCUUCUCACGCUCACUCUUCAAUGUUGUGUUGGACAUGUAUAGAGUUAGGGUGCAUAUGUCACAAAUGGAUCGAGUACACAACAGCUCAUUAGCAUUAAAGCUACAGACACACAAAACUGUGUUCCCAGUAAAAAGCAUGUUUAGUCAAAAUCCCAGGCUAGAUUUUAGAGUUUCAAUACACUAUUGUGUAUGCAAAAAACAAAACCAAACACCAUAACCUUUUAUCGUAACGCCACAUACUCUCUGCAGUUAAGUAACCUUCUGCCACUAUGAGGAAAUUCCUUUUUUUUUUCUUCUUGCACCAUUGCACUGUGAUCAUUCACCCGAUAUUUACAGACACAAAACUUGUUGAGGUAUUUUGGCAUCAAAACUUGUAAUGUGUGAUUAUGACGAGGAAGAGUUCUUGAGCAGCAAAGGUUUGGCCAAGUCCAGGAUAUCCAGGUUGGGGUCCAAGGACCUGCCCAGGCCUUCCAGCACCAUGAUGGCAAAAACUAUAGACGCAAAGUUGCUCUCCAGCUUCACCUGGAAAAAAAGAAAAGACCGUUAUCGAUAUCAUAAGCGGCCUUCCUGAGACGCUUUCCUUUUCCUUUACUUUGUGUUUGAUGAGGAGACCGAAGACUCUGGAUAGCAAGUCCGCGACCUGGACCUGCAACACAAACACGCGUCAAGUCAGCAGGUAAAAGAUCAUUU